CGCAUAGAAAAAGAUACGAAACGAAGUAGUGGCACUGUCGUGAGAGACGGAGUUAGGGGGCUUGGAGUUGUUGGAAAGAAAACUGACGUGUCGCUCUCAUUGGAGCUAAUUGAUCGGUUAAUUAAGAGCUGGUAGAAAAGAAAACUGACCGACUAUGCGGCCAUUGUAAAUUUUUCAAUGCUCUAAUCUUUUUAAAUAAGAUUACAGCGAUGUCAAAGAAAAGCGGUAGUAAAAUGUUGGUACAUCAAUUAUCUACCGUUCUGCCAGACGAUAGACCCAUCACUGCCAUUAAUAUUAUUGAGGACAUAGACAAAUGUCCACCAAAUUUUACAGUAGUUUCUAGAACAUACGAUCAAGACACCGAUGCAGAUUUAUGGAGAGAGACCGGAUUGUUUAUCAAAAAGAAAGGUAGAUAUAUAUGUUUUUCCAAGACGGAAGGUUUACCUCAUUGCAUAGUGGAAGAUAUCACAAUUAUCAAUGAACGAGAAAUGCCGCCAGAAGGAUACAGUAUUAUCUCCCAUACCGUAGAUUCCAUGCAGAAGGCAUGGAGGAAGAAACAAUUGUGUUAUAAAAUUAAAAACAAGGAUUUGUGUUCUAAAGCUGUGACGGAUAUAAUUAUAUGUAGUAGAAUUGUACAUAAAGCGUCUAAAAUGGCACCCAACGGUUUUGCUGCAGCCGGCGUUAUAAAUGGAGUAUGCGUUUGUUACAAAACUGUGGAUAUAACGAACGGACAACCAAAUUCUCAAUCGUAUAUUAACAUAGAUAAACUAUUAAUGCAAAAUGCUUCUCCAAAUCCUUCCAAUGGAACGCCUCAUCGAGCACCACCUGAGAGGCCACCCAAACCCAAGUUUUCUCCCAAACCAAAUAAUGGUAUUUAUUCUCAAAUUGGAGCAGCUCUCGUUGGAAAGGAUACAGACGAAUCCAAUGAUAGGGAUUACGAAGUUUUAAGUCCUAGUGCGAGAUUGAGGCCUACGAGACCAGCUCCUCAACCUCCCACCACUUCAGUCAUCGGUUCCACUCCAAUUUAUGGUACACUGCCAGGUUCUUCUGAUUUAGAUGGAGUCCCAUUCGUUCUCAAUCCUCGUCUUAACAUUCAUUCUGAUUCUGCCAUAUAUAAAUUUCCUACAAUCAAAAUGUGGACGCAAAAAGAUUUGGACAAAGAGUUUUGCUACGAUUUUCGUGCAGAAAGAGAAACUUGAAAAUACCAAUGUGCCAAAUUAUUUGUAUGAUAAAGUCAUACAUUUUUUUGUUGUCUAUUCAUCCGUACUGACUAUAUAGUACUAGCCGAGUGUAAUAGA
Messenger RNA from Polistes canadensis, 1298 nucleotides. It is a transcript of the gene Mvb12, whose product is annotated as multivesicular body subunit 12A. The transcript is spliced from 8 exons. NCBI's taxonomy places the organism in Eukaryota, Metazoa, Arthropoda, Insecta, Hymenoptera, Vespidae. The record is from RefSeq and is a predicted model, not a curated record. The coding region runs from base 210 to 1199 and encodes 329 amino acids. Gene Ontology annotation, cellular component: cytosol; ESCRT I complex. Gene Ontology annotation, biological process: regulation of epidermal growth factor receptor signaling pathway; receptor catabolic process; viral budding.